This is a messenger RNA of Diuraphis noxia (Russian wheat aphid), 972 nucleotides long. RefSeq lists its product as uncharacterized. Gene Ontology annotation, biological process: DNA integration. Gene Ontology annotation, molecular function: nucleic acid binding. Lineage: Eukaryota; Metazoa; Arthropoda; Insecta; Hemiptera; Aphididae. The record is from RefSeq and is a predicted model, not a curated record.
AUGGGUGACUUGCCCGGUGACCGCGUCCAACCAGGACGAGCMUUUUUAAAAUGCGGCAUAGACUUCGCUGGUCCAUUUUUAAUUAAAUCUAGUGCGUUGCGUAAAUCACCGAUUAUCAAAACAUACGCGUGUAUUUUUGUGUGUUUAGCAACCAAGGCCGUGCAUAUCGAGGCAGUUAGCGAUUUAAYGACGAAAGCAUUUUUGAACGCGUUAAACCGGUUUUUCGACCGUCGUGGUAAAAGCGCUGUUAURUAUAGUGRUAAUGMGACCAAUUUUGUAGGCGCUAAUAGAAAAUUAAAAGAAGUACAUCAAUUAUUUCAAUCGAAACUAUCGCAAGAAGACCUACAGCGGAAUUUUACGAAUAUYGKUGUAAAGUGGCUAUUCAUUCCCCCUCGUUCACCACACUUCGGCGGACUGUGGGAGGCUGCGGUCAAGUCUAUGAAAACGCUGUUAGGAAGGGUAUUAGGCGAAGCUCACCUAACAUUCGAAGAAUUAUGUACUGUAUUAACGCGCGCCGAAGCAUGCUUGAACUCACGUCCUUUAACCACCUUAUCGUCUGAUCCUUCCGAUCCUAGCCCCCUCACCACCGGGCACUUCCUUAUAGGAGACUCUCUCACCGCGUUGCCAGAAGAAAACAUAACCGAUACACCGAUUAAUCGACUAACACGAUGGCGUAGAGUUACUCAAUAMUCCCAACAAUUAUGGCGUCGUUGGAGUAGAGAGUAUUUGUGCCAGCUUCAGGAAAGGUCCAAAUGGUCUAAGGAGAAGGGUCCGAAGCUGAACGUAGGUACAGUAGUUCUAGUGAAGGAGGACAAUCUGCCUCCGUUACAGUGGAGUUUGGGAGUAAUCGACCACGUUUUUCGAGAAUCCGAUGGAAUCAUUCGGUCAGCAGAAGUUGUGUCGGCAGGCCGUAAGAUUAAAAGGGCGGUUCGGACAUUAUGUCCACUUCCUUUUGAGGGUAAUAUUGAAUAA